Molecule: messenger RNA, 4029 nt
Organism: Ostrea edulis (European flat oyster)
Lineage: Eukaryota; Metazoa; Mollusca; Bivalvia; Ostreida; Ostreidae
Exons: 5
Coding region: 1062-3662 (866 amino acids)
Source: RefSeq, a predicted model, not a curated record
UUGAAGGGAUACGAGAGAGAGAAAAAAAAGGAGGGGGUACGGUAGAAUUGUAAACAAAAGAAAAAUAACCGCCCGCGUGGAAUAAAAAAAAAACCAAACAAUGUUUGUUUCUUUUCUUUCUUUUUUUUUUUUUUAAAUUAACUAUUUUUUUUUUAUUAUCAUAAUUUGACUAUAGACAAGUCAGACUUUCCAUUCAUAAAAUGAUAAUUUCAUAUUCCUGACGGGAACUCCCCCCAGCAUCUGUCAACAUUUUUCCCGUCAGGGGCCCCUCAAUCUAACGCCGGUGAAUUUUAAUUUUGUAAACACGAGACGGCCUAGGACCCGGCGCCCCACGUGUAAUCGCGGCCACACAAAGCCCCCAGCAUUUGUGAUAGAGGAUACAGUUUCAGUUUUAAAAGCCAGAUAUUUAUAACAGAAAUGCAUUGUGACAUAAGAUAUCGGGUUGUUUACCUGCCGCUAAAUCUCGAAACUUUUUGAAGUUUUAUUUUAAUUUUUUUUUCUUUCUCUCUCUUUCUUCGUUUCUGUGGAGGAUAGAGGAAGAAAAUUUUGACACAUGAAGUUAGUGUGACGGAACGUGUGAUAAAUUCCAGGAGUUAAUUCAUAAACUUGUAUUCCUGUUUGAUGUGUGGAAUAAAAUUAUGGAGGUGAUGAAUCGAUGUUCAUGCUCUGCGCGUGCUUUAUGAAGUUUGGCUGAUGUUCCGCGAUUGAGCUGUGUCGUCUGUGUGUGCAGUGCAAGUUUUAUAAAAGCGCAGUGUGUUUGUCUUAGAAUUUAAAGAACGGAAUCUUGUUUGGUGGCCAUUAGAAGCCUUAGCUGAAAAAAAAAAAAAAAAAUUAUGAAAUGUGAUGACAUUUUUUUAUGAUUAAUCAGAAAUAUGUGAAUGUGAUCCGACUGUGUUCUGGAACAUAAAAAAACUUUAAUGACGUCACUGAUCUUAUGGCCUAAAGGACCCCCGGUAACUUGAGGAUUCCUUUCGGAAAGUACCUGCUGUUGUCUGUGAAUCCUCUUCUGGCUGACCACAUCCAGUCAUGUCUAUGACGUAACAAACUAAUUUGAAUAUUUGAUGAUGUCAUCCAAAUGUUCGGACGCUCCAGAGAAAGCCCUGGGCGGUGGUCCUUGCGCUAGGAGGUUGUGGGUGUUCUUGGUUCUAGGGUCCUUGGACAUUGUUUUUGGACUGGUCAGCGUGGGUCUGUAUUUUAACAUUCAGGCCAUCACGACGUCAGACGACCUAACGGAAGUGUUGCCGGGAUACGUCAUCUGUCUCGUGGUACUUGUGAAAGGUUGCAUCGUGCUGGUCUUGUUUUGGUGGAGGCCAUCUUGUCUGAUUUUUGUCUGUCUUUCGGUGGCUGUGGGUUGUGGGCUUCUGUGCGUGGUGCUGGCCAUUUUGUGCGUGACUCAUGUACUUCCGCCAAUCACAAACCUCGACUCAUGUACCUACGUCAAGCAGGAAUCGCUGUGUGAAUGUAAAUCAUCCUAUAAAAGAGAGGACCUUAACAUAGAAUUUCUUCCAACAGAUAAAGUAAAAAUAAAGUUUGAGAGAACCAGCAGUUGUGACGUCAUCGAAUCUGUACUUCCGGUCUUAUUGUAUUCAGAGUGUGCCCUCUAUCUGUGCAUUUUCAUCGUAUGUACCAUUGUAGCAGUGCUUACAUUCCUCAUCAUCAAGCUAGAGAAAAGAAAGAUUUUAAGGAAUGAAACAUAUGAAGAAAUUUUCACUGUCAGUGGAGGGUCGUCGUGUAGUGAAAGUGAAGGAGAACCGGAAGUAGAAACCACGCCCAUUUCUGAGGGAAAUACCGGUACCGCCAAGUCGGAUGUUCACAAUCAGAUAGGAGGUAGAAACACCUGUCCCCCAGGCAUCCUCAAAAACCAAGACAAACACGAGAUACUUGUGAACAAAGCAAUCCCCCGUUCUAAGUCGUGUGAAUCUUUAGACUUAAUUUCUAAGGUGUCGGAGACAGACUCUGUAACAAAGGGGCGUUUGAAGGAACACAGGCGGAAAGGGAGGCGUGCCGUGACGCUAAACAACCUCGAUUCAAAACAGUUGUUGUUAAUUCUAGACCUGCAGAGGAGGUACCAUGAGGAAACACGCUUGUUGAAAUCUCAGGGUAAUCUCAACCUUAUAGAACCCGGUAGCACUCCACCUAUCGCCGAUAUCGCAAUCCAAAGAAGGGCGAUAACCCCACAGCCGUGCAGGAAAGUCAACCCAAACACGUUACCUCGUUCUCAUACACCACAGCCGGGUCACGUGGGUGGUGAUAUUAGAAUGGGUGAAUUAGUACGUGAUUUACAGAACUGUAUAAAAGAAAAACGGUCGAAAAAGAAAAGCGAAGACACCGCAAAAAUAACUCAAGAAAGCGUAGGCCACCAGGCGCCCCCAGGUCAGAAUGAGGGAUAUGUUCAUAUGGCACCCCGUCCAAAAUCACGCCCGUCCGUGCAGAGGUACUUCCUUCCGCCGCAUCCAAUACAAAGAUGUAGGUCCACGUCCCCGUUUGCCGCGCCGCGCCAGAGAAAGACAUCAGCCUCCGAACAACUUCCCGCUCACCCCAUAUCACGACCGCCUGAUCCGUUUACACUAUUGCCACCCGCUCCCAUACAACGAGAUGGAUCCGCCUUUCAACUGGUAGGACAUCCACUCGGACCUAUGUAUAACAAAGGAUCAGUUUCCCACGAUGUCAUUUUCCGAACUCCCGGAGAGUUGUUUUGUGAAAACGCCAUCCGUGAUAAUUUCAAGCUUUAUGCAAGUCCGUUUAUUCUACAGAAUACGAAACAGCGGCGUGUUGACUCUGUGCCUAACGCAUAUAUUCCACCGCCAUAUUCCAAUCCGCCUUCGUACACGGAUUUUCUUUCCAGAACGGACUCUGGUCAGGAAUCCGGUUCGGAGCAUGUUUACGAAACCUACGAAAAUAUUAUAGAAACCAGGUCACCUUCAAGAACUUUCUCACAAAAACAAAAUCCUCAGAAAAAGAGCGGAAGUCUGCAAACAACUGAAAGUGAGGAUGACGUAUUCCUUCCGGUUAAAGCGGCGACAGGUGGCACUCAUUCCUCGCCCACACAACCUCAUAUCCCCGGAUAUAACGAUUCCAGUCGUCGUAGGAAACCAAAGAAACGAUCCGGGAGACAAAAACAUGCACCCAAUGAAAAAGAUCCCUGCUUGCAUCAUAGUCACGUGAGCCCUUCCAUUGAUUCCAGUCAGAAUUCGCAAGACAGCGACAACGUUUAUGCGGUCAGUGCAAAGGUCAAACCAAAAUGUGGUCAAGCUAUCGAAGCAAAAGUUAGCGUUGUGUCCGAAAUACAAAACAAACGCUCCCAGAAAUUAGAAACAAACGACCCCCCUUCAUCGUGUUCACCUCUAAGCUCCGCCAAAGUUGAUGCCGUCAUUGAAGGAGAAGAAUCUUCUGACGUCACCAAAGAUAUGGCAGGUGGGAAUGGAUCGAAUAAAUCUGAGGGUGCAUACCCUGUAAAUGUUUUAUGUUCCAGAGGUUAUUCCGAACGUCCAUCCGAGAGUUCCGGGUGUACAUAUGAGGAUGUUGAAGAAUCCUCGAUAGGAGUUUCGAGUCAAACUUCCUUGAUCUCGAGUAGCGAUGAGAUUACGCGAGAGUUCAAUAGAGCAAUAGACGAGAUCCACCCGGGACUAGGUGACCCAAGAGUCCAGGAGACUAUGAUAUGAAACAUGCGUCAUUUCCGGGACUGCGCAAUGUGUUCCUGUUUUAUACAUCUAUGUCAAGAAAUGUCCAAUUUUAGCAUGCAUAUAUAUUUCUUUUCACAGAUGUGUUCUAAAUAAACUGAAGGAAUAAUGCAAUUCGCAGCUAUGGUAUAAAUGCCAAGUUGUUUUAUUUUACGAAUGAUAAGUGUUCAAUGUCCAUGAUUUUAUGACAUUUUACUAUUAUAUUUGUUUUAUGUAUCUCUAUUCAUGUUUAAUGUUUACUUGUAAAUUAUGGAUCAAAGUCAUCUCCAUAUUUUUGUAGUAUCAUCGAAUUGUUACAUUAUACAUGAUGAAUUCAAUUCCAGAUAUGAAAAUAAACGCUAUUAAACAA